UUGAAUUGGAAGUGUGUGAGACUCUGCACGUAGCUCUGUGGACAGAUGAGAAGAAGGCUCUCCUAUAAAGCUCAGCUGCAUACCAGAGGCAUUGUAAACAUAAGCGUCCCACAUCCACGCUAGCAUCAGGAGAGGAACAUCUGGAUCGAUUUAGUGCUUUUUGACAGCUCGAAAAAAAUACAGGAUGGUGCGGUGUUGGUUCCUGUUGACUUUAUUCAUCCACACCCUCUAUGCCCACAGGGACUUCUUCACUUCAAUAGGUCAGAUGACAGACCUACUAUACACCGAAAAGGACCUGGUGACAUCUCUGAAAGAAUACAUCAGGCAAGAGGAGAACAGACUAGAUCAAGUCAAACAGUGGGCAGAUAAGGUGGAUUCGCUUUCAAACACAGCCACGCAGGACCCCGAGGGAUACCUGGGACACCCGGUCAAUGCCUUCAAACUAAUGAAAAGACUUAACAGUGAGUGGGCUGACCUGGAAAGCCUGGUUCUGAAAGACACCACCAAUGGGUUCAUCUCUAAUCUGACCACUCAGAGACAGUUUUUUCCAACAGAUGAGGACCAGACUGGAGCAGCCAAAGCUUUGCUUAGACUGCAGGACACGUACCAGCUGUCUGCCAACACCAUUUCGACCGGAGACCUGCCUGGUGUUGUUCAUAAGAGCCAGAUGACUGUGGAAGACUGCUUUGAGCUGGGCAAGAUCGCAUAUUCUGAAGCAGACUACUAUCACACCGAGCUCUGGAUGGCUCAAGCCCUCACACAGCUGGAUGAGGGCGAGGAAUCCAUCAUAGACAAGGUCACAGUAAUGGACUACCUCAGUUACUCCAUUUACCAACAGGGGGAGCUAAAUCGAGCUCUCGAACUUACCAAGAGGAUGUUGAACUUGGACCCAAAUCACAAUCGAGCCAAUGGGAACCUAAAGUACUUUGAGUCCCAGCUGGAGAAGCAGAGAAAUGCAGUGGAAGAAAAGAAGGAAAAUGAGGUAAACAAAUCAGAGGAGAAAGUGCUGGACAAACGUGAAGCUCAAAGGAAACGAUCCAAAGACCCUCUGCCAGAGAGGAAGAAAUAUGAAAUGCUGUGCAGAGGAGAGGGAGUGAAACUGACGCCCCGCAGACAGAGCCGCCUCUUUUGCCGUUACUUUGACAACAACCGCAAUCCACAACUGCUGUUGGCUCCAGUAAAAAUGGAAGAUGAGUGGGACCGUCCUCACGUUGUUCGUUAUCAUGACAUCAUCUCUGAAAGUGAAAUUGAGACUGUGAAGGAAAUUGCAAAACCCAGACUAAGGCGAGCCACGGUGCAUGAUCCCAUUACGGGAAAACUCACUACUGCACAAUACAGAGUCUCCAAGAGUGCUUGGCUGUCUGCAUAUGAGCAUUCCACGAUUGAGAGGAUUAACCAGCGUAUUGAAGAUGUGACAGGUCUUGAAAUGGACACUGCGGAAGAGCUGCAGGUUGCAAAUUAUGGAGUUGGAGGUCAAUAUGAACCUCACUUUGAUUUUGGAAGGAAAGAUGAACCAGAUGCCUUUAAAGAACUGGGCACAGGAAACAGAAUCGCGACAUGGCUCUUUUAUAUGAGUGAUGUGUCAGCAGGGGGCGCCACUGUCUUCACAGAUGUAGGAGCAGCAGUGUGGCCCAAAAAGGGUACAGCGGUCUUCUGGUAUAACCUUUUUGCCAGUGGUGAAGGAGACUACAGCACAAGACAUGCUGCCUGUCCAGUAUUAGUAGGCAACAAGUGGGUAUCAAACAAAUGGAUACAUGAACGAGGACAAGAAUUCAGACGGCCCUGUGGCCUAACUGAAUCGAAAUGAUCACUUUCUCAUUUGUCAUAUUUCUGUUUAACAUCACACUGUCAGUUUUGUUAAGUAUAAAAUGUCUGUCUUUACAAAGCGUGAAAGGCCAUCAACCAUCUUUGUAUCACCCCUUUGAUAGCAAACAUCCUGGGAAGAAUGCAUUCAAGGGACCAUGAAUAUGCGAAGGUUUUACUUUAGUUAUUUAUUUGGGGUUGUUUUUUAUCCCCUUAUUUUGCUUUUGCACUUUCUCUUGUCUCAAACUCUAGCUUUUUAGGAGGGUUGCUUAAGUUCUGCAUAAAACCACUGAACAUUCCAGAAACCAUAAACGUGAAUCCACUUACAUCCUGAGGGGCAACCUGUUAACAACAACAUCAAAAUUUGAGCAAACCUCUACUACACAGUAGUACCAAAUAAUACUUUUUAGUAAUUUCUGGGGCCAAUUCAAGACAAUGAAAUUUGUCCCAGAUCUUUUUAAUAUACUUUUGUAUGUGUGGAAAUGUUUUUUGAAGCGUGGUUGUUUUCUACAGAAUUAAAAUCUAUGUCAUCAUUUUAAA
Messenger RNA from Triplophysa dalaica, 2343 nucleotides. RefSeq names its product prolyl 4-hydroxylase, alpha polypeptide I b (gene p4ha1b). Lineage: Eukaryota; Metazoa; Chordata; Actinopteri; Cypriniformes; Nemacheilidae. The transcript is spliced from 15 exons. Bases 185 to 1807 code for a protein of 540 amino acids. Gene Ontology annotation, biological process: peptidyl-proline hydroxylation to 4-hydroxy-L-proline. The record is from RefSeq and is a predicted model, not a curated record. Gene Ontology annotation, cellular component: endoplasmic reticulum. Gene Ontology annotation, molecular function: L-ascorbic acid binding; iron ion binding; procollagen-proline 4-dioxygenase activity.